CUUGUUCUACAGCACCUUGGCACAUAUUCUGCCACAGAGAAGGGGGGAGGCUGUGAGCAUUUUCACACUCCAGUUUCUAAGGUAAUAAAAAUGAUGACGCUCACAGCCAUUUGUUUCAGUGUCCUGCGCAGGCCAGCCUCAUGGCUAACUGCACUGCCCAGCGCCCAUCCCCCCACACUGUGCACACGGCCUGUCCCCGGCAGGAUGAGCUGACUGUAAACCACACCAGGGCUAUUGAUUAAUUAAUGUACCCCAACUGCAGGCUUGGCUCCCUGCAUAGUAGUGGAGCAGUUUUCAGCUGCCUGCAGUGGCGUGUGCCAGUCUGGUGUUCCUGCAGUGUUGAGGGGAGGAAAGGCAUAAAAUAAGAGUAGCAGAGCAGCAGACAACUGUGGAUGGGAGGAAGGCGUCAGCAACAUAGUCACCAUUAAUCACCAAAGGGCCAUUGUGGUCCUGUCCUCUCCACGGCGCCAGCGCAGGCAGGCAGACAGAGAUAAAGAAGAAGAGAGGAAGAGGCAGAGGGACAGAGGGGGCAGGGUGGCUGUAGGGAGGAAGAGGGGGAGAGAAUGUUUGGGGAUCAGCCUGUAUGUCCAUCUCAGCCCCUGCUGCGGGGCGCUCUGCUGCUGUCUCAGUGUCUGUCCUCCGUCUUCUCCCAGGUCCCGGACCCUGAGUUGUUGCCCACAGAUCCUCCGAAGAAGCCGGACCCCAUCACCUCAGAGUCUGUUGUUUUCUGGGGGCUGCGGUUAUGGCAGGUCAUUGCCAUCUUUUCCGUGUUUGUUUUAGCAAUAAUCAUCACUCUGUGUUGUAUAUUCAAAUGUCGAAUUCCAAGAACCAAAAAGGAAAUAGAAGCACGAAAUGUGCAAAGACAGGCCGCCAAGAAAUACGCCAACACAUUAGAGACAGUGCCACCUCUUAAUGAGCUGACUGAGAUCCCAGGAUCUGCCCCAGAUGCAUCUGCAGUUCAGACAGUCUCUGAGCAGGUCCAAACUCAAAGUGCCACCGGCAGCCAACUCUCAAUAGUUAGAGUCAGCGAGGAGCAACCCGGCUCUCUCACCUUGCCAGAGACAGGAUGAAUGUUUCCCUCUUCUUCUUUUUCCCUUAUCUUCCUGCAGACUUUUCUCUUGGCUAAGUGACUUUAAAGUAAAUGGUGCACAUGAAAGUAUCCACUCUAAAAGUCCCCUUCAUGCAACACACAUCCAUCUGGUCUUCCUAAAUGCUAUUUUCCGUAUCUUGCAAGAGAAAUUCAGGCAAACAAGUAACUCAUUCAACCACAUCACUUUAGAAAUCUAUAGCCAGAAAAUAGAGUUUGAACUUUGCAAAUGUUGCUUUGUGGUGGAGUAGUCCAGCAGCAGUAACUCCGUAUGUGCAGAAGAAAUGACAUCUUUAACUUUGACUACAAAACAGAGAUUGUCAUGCUUUUGCAAAUUAGGUUACACAUUUGCAGGUUAGACUUUUGUAUUUUUUAAGUCUUUCUAUUUUAAAAGAUGUGUUUCAUAUAGAUUACACGCUGCUUCAUUAAUAUUUGAGUGGACAUUUUCAGAGCAUAUAACUUUGAGUAUGGAAAAUUGCUAUUACUGUAAGCUGUGAAAAUGGUAAUGCAUGCAGCAUGAUGUCUGUGCUCUGUGUAUUUCUGUCUUCCAACCUACCUGGUUGCUCUCUUUUGGUUUAGCUUUGAAUAAAGCAAAUCACU
Molecule: messenger RNA, 1687 nt
Organism: Notothenia coriiceps (black rockcod)
Lineage: Eukaryota; Metazoa; Chordata; Actinopteri; Perciformes; Nototheniidae
Gene: tmie
Product: transmembrane inner ear
Exons: 4
Coding region: 564-1070 (168 amino acids)
Biological process (GO): sensory perception of sound; inner ear morphogenesis
Source: RefSeq, a predicted model, not a curated record